Vollenhovia emeryi is the source of this 525-nucleotide messenger RNA. RefSeq names its product proline-rich protein HaeIII subfamily 1-like. Lineage: Eukaryota; Metazoa; Arthropoda; Insecta; Hymenoptera; Formicidae. The transcript has a single exon. The record is from RefSeq and is a predicted model, not a curated record. The coding region runs from base 1 to 525 and encodes 174 amino acids.
AUGGGCCGGUCCCGCCGCAGCGGGCGGCAACGUCAAUUACGGCGCCUGGUCAGAUCACACCACCAGGCGCGGGUGUUUGACCCGCGGGUUUUCGAGGUGUAUCCCCGUGCCGCCCCAGUACCCGAACCCCGGGAGAAACAACACCCGCCACCACCUCCUCAGUACCCUCAGCCUCCCCCUCAGAAGCCUCCUCCCCCGUACCCUCACCCCCCUCAGAAGCUUCCUCCCCCGCGUACCGGGAACCUCCACGCACCUCCUGUCCGCCCACCCCCGCCUACCUCCGGCGAGCACUACCCUCAGCGGGUGUGGAGGCCGCGGCCUCCUAUUACCCCUCCGGCACGGGCACCUCUGGCCGCGAUCCCCGGUCCAGCACCUUCCCUCGCUGCAAGGGAAUCGCCGAUGAUCGCCCGGCCAGCCACUGCCCUCCCGCGAGUCAUCUCGGACGUCCCCCUCCUGCGGAGGGUUAAGAUUGUCCGCCCUCACGUCGCCACCCCCAAACAGAGGCGAAAUAUGCCUCUGCUAUAG